This is a messenger RNA of Ascochyta rabiei, 2349 nucleotides long. RefSeq lists its product as uncharacterized. NCBI's taxonomy places the organism in Eukaryota, Fungi, Ascomycota, Dothideomycetes, Pleosporales, Didymellaceae. Gene Ontology annotation, molecular function: riboflavin reductase (NADPH) activity; FMN binding. The transcript is spliced from 2 exons. Bases 1 to 2349 code for a protein of 782 amino acids. The record is from RefSeq and is a predicted model, not a curated record.
AUGGCGCUCGCUCAGCGCCCAGCCUCGCGCUUCUUCGCGGCCUCGUACCCAUGGAGCCGCCAUGCACAACGCCGCGGACCAUGUCUCCUCGCCUCGCGCCGCGCCCACACGCCAAGAGGCCCUGCGACGACCGCCCACCUGCGAUGCUACCACGAAACCCGUCGCCUGCACGAGGACUACUCCAUCCACGCCUUCCUGAGUGAGGACGGAGACAGGGACGGAGGCAGGGACGGAGGCGAGGACGCGCCAGCUCUCGACCCUGCACUGCUCAAAGAAGACGUCCGCCGUCUCAUGCGCAAGGUCCCUGCCUCGGUCGCCGUCAUCACCGUCGCCCACCACGACGCCGACAGCGGCAAGCAUGUGCCCAUGGGCAUAGCCGUCUCCUCCCUCAACACCGUCACCCUCGACCCACCCACCAUCUCCUUCAACAUCAAGGAGCCCUCCCAAGCCCUGAACGCUAUUCGCGCCGCCCACGGCCGCUUCCGCGUCCACUUCCUCGCCGCCCUCGGCACCAGCCGCGACAUCAUCGAAAGCUUCUGCAGCGGAAACCACCCAGACGCCUACGCCCACCGAGAGAAGCAUCUGCAGGUCGACGUCCCCCAAGCCGAUACCACCACGUCCACGCCCACGCCUACGCCCACGCCCACGCCCACGACCACCCCAUCGCCGCCAAGGAUACUCGGCCAGAGCGUCCGCGCUGCAGCUGAGUGCACCUUGACCCAAGAACUGACUGUCGGGGACCAUGUCAUCCUCGUCGCACACAUGAACAGUCUGGACACCAAGGCCAUCCAAGAACCAACCAUCGCCUACGUCGACGGCAUGUACAGGAGCCUGGAGUCCGCUGCUGUCAUACAACGGAACCCAAGGCUGGCGGACACCAAACAGCCAGCGACACAGACAAGGAAGAAAUCGUCAGCGAUGCAGACCAGAGAGGGACAGACAGAGAGGAAACCGGCAGUCCUAGAUCGCGCCCACGAACUAGCCAUCGUCUACGAUUUUCCCUUACUUCCUGGCGAGCAAGAACGCCGCGAGUACGUUGAACGACUGAAGACCUAUCUCCAAGGCAUUCGCGUAGACAACAUCAGGGACUUGAUGAGAGAAUUACAGCCUCAAACGAGACUCGUCGCAAGAUCCUUUGGCGUCGAUAUGGAGGCACUUCUCUAUUCCUGUCGGCAUGGGGCGCCCAAGAAGGGUCGGCAGAUCUUGCCCGAGUUCCAUGGUCAGCUCUCUGCUGCUGAAAUGGCAAAGUUGGUCCAUCGUGUCAAGGAGAUGGUCAAGGCGGAUCCUCAUGUCCUUCGUCUAGGCUACGCAAAACUCCUCUACCUACUAGACGUCCAGAACGGCUGCAGUAGCCUUUUACCCAGCGAUCUACUUGACCCCCUGCGGGCAGAAGGGCUUGUGGGCGCUCUCGAGUUAUCCGAGGCAACGCCAUCUGACUACAACCGACCUCGAAACGUCCUUGAACUGGAACAGGCUGAACACAAGCUUCGACGAUAUCUCUCGACGUUGCCUGACAGAGACAUCUUACGCACGACCCUGGCCGUCAAACUGGAAGGGGCCGGUAUCAGCACAAAAGACUUUGUGCGCUUCCAAGGGGCCCACACUCGCCUCAAGGUCGAGUCGUGUUCCAAGUUCUACAAGGACUGGAAAAUGGACAUUACAGGGGAUGUCAGCCCCGAAGAAGCUCGUGUAGUCGUACGUCGUCUGAUCAACUACCUCGGCAUGGAUCGACCAGACGUCUUUCACGCGCACUUGUUCGAAGACGUGAGCGACAUGAUGCGCAAUGUGGGUGUCCAUCCCCUUGCCACCGGCGUGAACGUGACCUUCAUGAUCAGCAAGAUCCGGUACCUCUUGUCAACAGGCGAGCCCCUCUCUUCGUUGAAACGCAAGGUCGAGGACAUGUUGCAGCCGUACUUUGCCAGCAACGUGACAUGGGAGGACCUUCAAACACGCGUCGAGCAGUUUGUGCAGAAGCAGCCAUUGCGAGCGACCACAUGGAAGAAAAGAGACAAGCUGGCUGCCAUGGGUCUGAGCGGCAGUACCGUUCUCUCUACACCAUUGUCCUCGACACCGCAACCUCUCGACGCUAGCAACCUGCUAGACACGCUCGUGGCGAAGGCGCUGAAGAACCAUUACGGCAACGGCACAGACGAGGAGAAGGAGGCGAUUGCGUUUUUCCUCAAAAACCGCUACGGCUUCGAUGUCGUGGCCAGGGGCGUUGUCGCGACGCCAGAGGAAGUGCUCGCGCGCUCGUCAGCCGACGACCUGGAGGCAGCGAGGUUGCAACACGAGGAGGUGACGGUCCCGAUUCGGAGAGUGAAUACCAGGAUUGCCAACAAGAAGGGUUAA